AUGCCUGGAACAAAGAGUGCCAGGGGUCCCCAGAGAGCUGUUGACCUCAAACUGGACCUCAGGUCACCUCUCAAAAGUGCCAAGAACAAGGACUCCGGUUUCUUGGAUGGGCGCCCGUCGGAGUUGCCGGUCUUGGAGAAGACCAACGGCAUAACAGCGUUCCAGGCCUUGAUUCACAUGGUGAAAUGCAACAUGGGCACUGGGAUCCUGGGACUACCCCUGGCUGUGAAAAACGCAGGCCUCCUGAUAGGCCCGCUGAGUUUGCUGGCCAUGGGCCUCAUCACCUGGCACUGUAUGCACAUCCUGGUCAGGUGUGCCCAGCGCUUCUGCCACAGGCUUAACAAACCCUUUAUGGAUUAUGGAGAUACAGUGAUGCACGGACUAGCGGCCAGCCCCAAUACCUGGCUCCGGGACCACGCUCACUGGGGAAGGCAUAUGGUGAGCUUCUUCCUUAUAGUCACCCAGAUGGGCUUCUGCUGUGUGUACAUUGUGUUUCUGGCCGAUAAUUUAAAGCAGGUGGUAGAAGCUGUUAAUAGCACCUCCAGCAAUUGCCAUUAUAAUGAGACGGUGAUUCUCACACCCACCAUAGACUCUCGACUCUACAUGCUCGCCUUCCUGCCCAUCCUGAUGCUGCUGGUCCUCUUUAGGAACCUCAGGGUCCUGUCCAUCUUCUCCAUGUUGGCCAACAUCAGCAUGCUGGUCAGCUUGAUCAUCAUCGCUCAGUACAUUGCCAAGGAUAUUCCAGACCCCAGCCAGUUGCCACUGGUAACAAGUUGGAAGACCUACUCUCUCUUCUUCGGAACAGCCAUUUUUUCAUUUGAAAGCAUUGGCUUUGUUCUGCCCCUGGAAAAUAAGAUGAAGGAUUCCCGCCGCUUCCCAGCUAUCCUGUCUUUGGGAAUGGCCAUCAUCACUGCCCUGUACAUUGGCUUCGGGGUUCUGGGCUACCUGCAGUUUCAAAACAACAUCAAGGCCAGCAUAACCCUUAACCUGCCCAACUGCUGGCUGUACCAGUCGGUCAAGCUCCUCUACAUCGCCGGCAUCCUGUUCUCCUACGCCCUGCAGUUCUACGUCCCUGCAGAAAUCAUCAUCCCCUCCGCCAUCUCCCGGGUGUCCAAGCGCUGGGAACUGCUUCUGGAUUUGUCCAUCCGCUUCACCAUGGUCUGCCUGACAUGCAUCUUGGCCAUCCUCAUCCCCCGCCUGGACCUGGUCCUCUCCCUAGUGGGCUCCGUGAGCAGCAGUGCCCUGGCCCUCAUCAUCCCACCCCUCCUGGAGAUCACCACCUACUACUCAGAGGGCCUGAGCCCCCUCACCAUCGUCAAGGACGCCCUGAUCAGCAUCCUGGGUUUCGUGGGCUUUGUGGUGGGGACCUACCAGGCCCUGGAUGAGCUCAUCCAGCCAGGACACCCUGUCACCUUUUCCAACUCCACCAUUUUUAUUCAGUGAAAAUGGCACAGCUCCUUACCCACCAGCAUCUGACUGUUAAGGCUAUGGAACUCUUUUAUAUAUGCAUUAUCUUUAUUUUACAAGGACUCACCAGCUACAAGGCCUAGGUGGUAAGUAAAACAAAUUUUUGUUUAUUCCUUUUCUUUCCAUCUCUAGCUUUCUACUACAAGGAGAGCUCUCCCAUGGAAGGCUCUCCAUUCCACCCAACGUUUUGGCCAUUCACAUGGUGACUCUCACACCUUGAAUGGAGCUAUGCAAGAAGAAGCCACUGGGGGCACCCAAGUGGCAGCAACUGGCAGGAGGAGGUGUGGCCAGCUAAGGCUGACCCUGAUUUGACAGAGAAAAGGUUCCAGCAACCUGUGCCCAGCUCCAGCAUCAAGAUGAAUUAGGCCAAGAGGCCCAUUGUGAGCUGAAACUCUCAAACAGAGAAAAGCCAUCAUAUUUGUCAAGGGCAAUAAACUUUCUAAACCACUGGAUAAAGUUUUGGCCCAGUUCAAAGAUCCCAACAAUGGACAGGAGGCAUGAAGAUAAAUGUGCCAAUGGCAGGGGAAAAGGGAUGGACAAUGAUAUUAUUUGGCAUCAUUUACCUUUUAAGUCUUACAACACCUUGACUACCGACUGUGUGCCAAGCAUAUUCAAGGCUCUUGUAGUAGAUUGCAAACAUGGCCACAAAUUCUUCUUGACAAUGUGACUUUUCAGCUCCUCCCAUGAAUGCAGAUAGACAGACAGACAGAGCCAAAUGCCCACUCCUACCCCUUCAUAACGCCUAGUAGAAAAAUAGGCAAAUGCACUAGCAGGGAAUUCGUAAGAGAACAAAUACAAAUGUCCAAAUUAUGUAAGAUGUUCACCUGCUGGGGUCCAUUCACCUUCAAUAGUAACCAAAGAAAUAGGAAUUACUGGUAAAGUAACAAUGAGUCAAUUUUACUUAUCACAUUUCUAAACAUUUUAAAGAUUAAUAAAAAGUUGGCACUGGCGGAGUGUGGAAAAACUGGCACUCUUUUUUUUUUUUUUUUGGUGGUAGUGCAUUCGGUACAACUUUUCUGGCGGACAAUAUGAAUCAAAAUUGAAAAUAAGAAUAUUAUUUGACCCAACAAUUCUUCUGACACUUCCUCCUAAGGCAACAAUCAAAUGUUCAAAGGUAUAUUUAUAAAGCUGCUCAUCACUGAAAAAUUGGGUAUGUCCAGUAUAUCCAAUAGUAAGGGUUUUAUUAAUUAAAAUAAGGCACCCCCCCCAAAAAAAAACUAUACAAGGAAGCAAUUGGAAAUCUCAAAAAUUGCUGGUGGAAAUGCAAACUGGUGCAGCCACUUUGGAAAAUAGUUUGGUGGUUUCUUACAGACUUAAAAAUACACAAGCAAUCCUACUCCAAAAUCUUCACCAGAUAAAUAAAAACACUUGACCACAUGAAGUCUUGUACAUGAAUGUUUCCAGCAGCUUUAUUCAUAAUCACAAAAAAACUGCAAGUAAUCUAAAUGUCCAUCACCGGAUGAACGAAGAAGCACAUUUUGGUAUGUCCAUCCAAUGGAAUACUACUCAACCAUGAAAAGGAUUAAACUGUUGCAUUCAAUGACAUGGAUGAACCUCAAAAGCAUCAUGCUGAGUGAAAGAUGCCAGACGUAAAAGCUUACAUGUUUUAUGGUUGCAUUUAUAUAACAUUGUCAAAGAUGCUAAACCGAAUGGAUGGAUGUUGGAGGAGAAGAUUCACUACAAAGGGGCCUGAGGGAACUUUUUGGCAUGAUGGAAAUGUUAUAUAGAUUAGUGUUAGUUAUGAGGCUGUAUGCAUUUGUCGAAACUUGUUGAACUGUAUACUUUAAAAGGGUGAUGUUUUCUGGAUGUCAGUUAUACCUCA
Messenger RNA from Myotis davidii, 3289 nucleotides. Its product is annotated as proton-coupled amino acid transporter 2. Bases 1 to 1443 code for a protein of 480 amino acids. Gene Ontology annotation, biological process: proline transmembrane transport; glycine transport; L-alanine transport. Gene Ontology annotation, molecular function: amino acid:proton symporter activity; L-alanine transmembrane transporter activity; L-proline transmembrane transporter activity. The transcript has 10 exons. Gene Ontology annotation, cellular component: vacuolar membrane. Lineage: Eukaryota; Metazoa; Chordata; Mammalia; Chiroptera; Vespertilionidae. The record is from RefSeq and is a predicted model, not a curated record.